Molecule: messenger RNA, 513 nt
Organism: Penicillium nucicola
Lineage: Eukaryota; Fungi; Ascomycota; Eurotiomycetes; Eurotiales; Aspergillaceae
Exons: 1
Coding region: 1-513 (170 amino acids)
Source: RefSeq, a predicted model, not a curated record
AUGAAGGCAGUUCUGGAAUAUUGGGUGCCCAAGGUUCAGCAGUUUGAGAGGGAGGACGAGGUGAUUGUCCGCAAUGCUUUUGAGCUCAACGGUAUGGGAUUACCUAUCACAAGCGUUCUUGUUACUGGAGAGCAGGUCCCAUCGAGUGAGGCCGGUGAUGCCCCAUAUCGCUAUAAGUUCCUUUGGAUUAUUGAAUCCAUGGUGACCCCGACGCUCGGAGUUAUUGGUAGUUACCCUUGUGCCCUGCGGCCGACAAUGAGUGGUCUAUCUCGGCUUCGUAAAGCCGAGAUUUUUUAUUACGCUGAGGAUGUCGAACACAUGAUGAAUACCAUGUAUGCGGAGUUCGAAGAGAAUUCGAACGUCAAGUCCAUCAAAGAAUUUUUUUACUGCAAGGAUUGUCCGUCCAGACUGGACUAUCGGGUCCGACGAAAAUUGAAAGAUGGUACGGUCGAUCUGCAGAAAAACUGGCACAGGACCAGGCCCCAAUUUGGUCCGACUGAGCAUUUUCUAUGA